Messenger RNA from Aspergillus nomiae NRRL 13137, 819 nucleotides. It is a transcript of the gene bud32, whose product is annotated as serine/threonine protein kinase BUD32. The coding region runs from base 1 to 819 and encodes 272 amino acids. The record is from RefSeq and is a predicted model, not a curated record. The transcript has a single exon. Gene Ontology annotation, cellular component: nucleus; EKC/KEOPS complex; cytosol. Lineage: Eukaryota; Fungi; Ascomycota; Eurotiomycetes; Eurotiales; Aspergillaceae. Gene Ontology annotation, molecular function: ATP binding; protein serine/threonine kinase activity. Gene Ontology annotation, biological process: protein phosphorylation.
AUGGCCCAAGACCCCUACACCCCACCACCCCUCCCGAAAACCUUCACAAACACAACCCCACCACCGACGCUCCUCACGCAAGGCGCUGAAGCGCACCUGUACAAAACAAUCCACCUCAACACCAACACGCCCGCGGCGCUGAAAAUCCGGCCCUCGAAACCCUACCGCCACCCCAUUCUCGACCGCCGAUUGACCCGCCAGCGCAUCCUACAGGAAGCGCGGUGUCUGGUAAAGCUCGUUCGGGAGGGGGUCAAUGUCCCCGCUGUGCUAGCGCUGGACUGGGAGGGACAGGGUGGGGAGAAUGGGAAUGGAGGCGCGUGGUUGCUUAUGGAGUGGAUUGAGGGGUUGAUUGUGCGGGUUGUUGUUGAGCGGUGGGAGGCUUUUAUGAAGGCUUCUGAGGGGUUGUUGAGUGAGGAGGAGUUGCGGAGGGAGGAGGAGAAGGUUAGAGCGUUGAUGAGAGGGAUUGGGUGUGUUGUUGGGGGGCUGCAUAAGGCUGGGGUUAUUCAUGGGGAUUUGACAACGAGUAAUUUGAUCCUCAGGACGGGGGUGGUCGAUGCUGUGGCUGGGGAGAGUCCCGUCAUGCACGGCGAUGUGGUUCUGAUUGAUUUUGGGCUGGCUGGCCAGAGUUCCUCCGAGGAGGAUCGCGCGGUCGAUUUGUAUGUGCUUGAGAGGGCUUUUGGGAGCACGCAUCCUCGGGCUGAGAAGUUCUUUGAGGAGGUGCUCGAGGGGUAUAAGCAUAGUUAUAAGGGGGCCGCGGUUACGUUGAAGAAGUUGCAGGAUGUUAGAAUGAGAGGCCGCAAGAGGAGCAUGAUUGGGUGA